This is a messenger RNA of Parasteatoda tepidariorum (common house spider), 624 nucleotides long. Lineage: Eukaryota; Metazoa; Arthropoda; Arachnida; Araneae; Theridiidae. The record is from RefSeq and is a predicted model, not a curated record.
UAUUUAAUUGCUUUAACUUUAGGUCACAGUAUUGUCGUAUAGAAAAUGAGCAAAAAUAUUGAUUUAUCAUUUCUCCUCCUUUUUUAGAAUAUUUUAUCGGAAGAUUAUACCUUGGAAGAAUGGAAGAAAAAUUUAGAGCAGGUGUUUGUAGUUCUGAAAGUAAUGUGGAUGCAAUCUGAUUACUUUAAAAAGGUGGAUAAUAUGAGCAGGAUUUUCAAAAGUAUUUCUAUACUUUUAAAACAAAAAGUAAAAGAAUUGGCUCGCAUUGACGUUCUCUUUAAGAAGCCAUUGCAAAAGGUGAAGCAAAUUGUCACAGAUUCUGUUGAAGUUUUGAGCUUUUGGAAGAAACUGUAUAUGGAAGAGAGCGAGAACGUAAAGAAGUUUGGAUCAGCUUAUUGGUGGACUUUUGAUAUAAGGCAUUUUUUCAAUGAUACUGAUUAUAUCAUCAUCAUUUGCAAAGACAUAGAAAAUAUAGCUAAUAAACUUCAUGAGCUUCAUAAUAUCUUCAACACACAUCUAAGAUUGUUCGUAGAAAACGUCAAAGAACUGAACGCAUUGAGAAGUCGAAUUUUCAGCAUGACUCUCAUCAUACAAUAUGUAAGAUGCAUUUUUAUUUUUCAAUAA